Messenger RNA from Exophiala oligosperma, 1874 nucleotides. RefSeq lists its product as uncharacterized. The coding region runs from base 1 to 1788 and encodes 595 amino acids. Lineage: Eukaryota; Fungi; Ascomycota; Eurotiomycetes; Chaetothyriales; Herpotrichiellaceae. The record is from RefSeq and is a predicted model, not a curated record. Gene Ontology annotation, molecular function: transmembrane transporter activity. Gene Ontology annotation, cellular component: membrane. The transcript is spliced from 6 exons. Gene Ontology annotation, biological process: transmembrane transport.
AUGGAGGAGCAUCACCCCACGGCAUUUCACAAGACUUCCACAGAUGUCCAGAUCGAGGAUACUUCUGCCCGUCCCCAUGCCGACGGGCAGAUCGAAGCACCUGUUCACGUCGAGCAUGAGAUUUGGGACGGCAUCAAUUUGAAGACCGUCUUAGCUUUCCUUGCUAUCUGCGGUCAACUGAGUGCCUAUGAGUACACCUUGCUCAUCCCCGCCGUGGCGGCACCCUACAUAAACGCGGAACUCGGUCCUGACCCAGACUACAUUUGGAUCAAUGUCACUUGGGGCCUCGGUGCGGCCAUCCUCGUCUCAGUUGGCGGUCGUCUGAGUGACAUCUUUGGUCGACGAUACUUCAUGCUCGCCGGGGCCUUUAUCUCGUUCCUUGGUACCAUUGUGGGCGCCACGGGCCAAAGUAUCGGUCAAAUGAUCGCCAGCGGUGUCAUGUUCGGUGUUGGAUCGGGGUUUCAGGAAAUGGGUUUUGCCUGCAUCAUGGAAUUCAUCCCUAACAAGUACCGCUUGACUGCACUUGGACUCUAUGGAACGAGCGCCAUCAUGUGCAUUUUUGCCCCCCUCAUCACAUACGUCUUCAUCGCCCAUACUUCCAUCACCUGGCGAGGCGCAUACUGGUACAUGUGUGCCUUCCACGGGGUUGCCGGCAUUUUUCUCUUUUGCUUCUACCGCCCACCAUCCUUUGAGACCAAACACAAGACCGACCGCGUCUCCCGCCUGUCACUCGUGAAGGAGAUGGACUACGUCGGCCUCUUUCUCCUUGUCGCCGGGUGCACCUUGUUCCUGGUCGGUUUGAACUUUGGUGGCCGCCGCUUCCCUUGGAAAAGUGCUCAAGUCAUCGCACCCAUCGUUGUCGGCUUUUUUAGUCUUGUCCUCCUGUUCGUGUGGGAUUUCAAUGCCAACUUGAAAUAUCCAUUGUUUCCUCCUCGACUGUUCCGGCAAUGGAGAGGAUACAACGUUCUCGUCUUGGUCGGUUUCUGCUGCGGCAUGCUUUAUUACAGUAUGCAGGUCAUCUGGCCCCGAGAAUCCGCUCUGCUCUUUGUCCCUGCGGACAAGCCCAUCAUUCGUGGCAUCUACGCCAACAUAACCACGCUUGCAACUUGGGUCUCUCUGAUCUCUGUCUGGGUCUUCUGUGCCCGCUUCGGACAUGAGAAAUGGCAAAUCUUCGGCUUCAUCUGCUGCCAGACGGCCUUUGUCGGUGCUCUCUCUACGGUCGGGAUCGAUGACAAGGCCAAAGCCAUUGCGUUGGUGUUUUUGAUGUCCUGUUUCAUCAACCAGCCUCUCUACAUGCUCUUCAGUAUGGUAUCACUCAAUCUAGAAGACCAAGCAGAUAUUGGUGUCGCCGUGGGAGCUCUCUCCACCUUCCGUUUGCUGGGCGGUGCUGUCGCUACAGCCAUCUACUCGUCCAUCGUCGACAAUCAGUUCAAGGCGAAGCUGCCUUCGCAGCUCACCAAAGCGAUAGCAGGCCUCAACUUUGACCAAGCGAACCUAAAAGCCCUGAUGGCGGCCGCCGCAGCCAACACUGCCGCAGCCUACGCCAAGGUACCCGGCAUCACCAAGCAGGUCAUCGCUGCGAGCCAGCACGCCGUGAAAUUGGCCUACGUCCAGGCCUUCCAGGUCGUUUUCUACACGGCACUUGGAUUCGCCGUGCUGGCCCUCGUCAGUGCACUACUCGUUUCCAACAUCGAUCCGGCCAAAAAGAACCUGGACAAGGCGGUGCUGUUGGAGAAUGAGACUGUCAAGGUCGACUCGAAAUUGGAUCCGGAGGUGCAGAAGAUCUGAUUGGUCUUUCCUUCUUUCAAGGACGGAGGUGACGGUAUUGCGAAAACUCUUUUGUAGAUGCUGUAUGUACGAAAGGUGCUUCUUAC